Diachasma alloeum is the source of this 3095-nucleotide messenger RNA. Its product is annotated as protein PTCD3 homolog, mitochondrial. The record is from RefSeq and is a predicted model, not a curated record. Bases 159 to 2144 code for a protein of 661 amino acids. Gene Ontology annotation, molecular function: rRNA binding; ribosomal small subunit binding; protein binding. Lineage: Eukaryota; Metazoa; Arthropoda; Insecta; Hymenoptera; Braconidae. Gene Ontology annotation, cellular component: mitochondrion. The transcript is spliced from 7 exons. Gene Ontology annotation, biological process: mitochondrial translation.
CAAGCCCAUGUCUCUUCAUACCCCCUCCACACGAUACGGUAAACAUUCUAACCUCACUUCCGUGUGCGAAUAAAUCACUGAGGGAUCAUUUUGAGGCGGCGAAUCAGUGAUUCGCUGCCGUUGUUUUAAUUAUUUUGUUAUUUACCACGGGAAGAAAAAUGAAGUCCUUUGGAAUCAAAAUAUCUCACAGGGGAUUGAUUCAGAGCACUUUCACCAGGCUCCAAUCAACAGCUGCAAGUACCCCUUCAAAGUCUUCGACUCCCGAGAUUCAAAUACCAGUGAAAAAGCAACGCGGACCUACUGAUAUUCUUCAAGCACUUGAAAAGACAAUUUCUCGUGAUCCUACAGCGCCGAAAUAUAAAUAUCACGAUGAUCCUUAUCUCAUUCCCUACUCAAAUCUGCAGAAGAGGACAUUUGCUCUAGCUCAGGAGUCUGGCAGAAAAACUGCAAUGUGGAUUCGUGCAGAGCAUUCUAAGCUCUUCCAGCACAGAGUUGCUGAUCCAGUUAUUGAGGUAUUUCUACCGAAAGCAGUAUAUACAGAUAAAGCAGCUGUCUCUGAAGAAAUAUUGAAAAAUGUCAUCAAGAAUGGUCAAACAUCUGAUGCUAUUGCGAUUUACCAAUUAUUGGAAGAGCAAGUAUCAGACGAAACCAAAGAGUCGCUUCUAGAACUGCUUUGUUAUUACAACAAUAACGAAAAGUUUCCUGAGGAAUUGUCGGAGGAGAAGUGGUUCAGAAGGACGGAGACAUCCACAACUUGGAAAUAUUGCCCUGUGACCGACAAACUUUUUGCGACUCUGAAGGAUAAAGAUGAAGCGACAGCUGCAAAAGCAUAUAAUGCUAUGAUCUGUGGCCAAUCAAAAUACUUGAAGAUCGAGGCAGCUUGGAACCUCUUUCAAGAAGCCGAGAAGAAAGGUUAUCCAAUAGCAAUAGAAACCUACAACCAAUUGAUUGGAAUCAUCUCUUACCGGAAAGAUGGUCCACGAGAACGUUUGGCAGUACUGAUGGAGAUUUAUAACAAGAUGCAAACAGCUUGCAUUCAACCAAACACAGAAACAUUGGCUAAUUCAUUGAAAUUAGCUGCAGCGAUUCCAAGACAUUCAUCUGCAAUGGAAGUAUGCAGAGAUAUUUUUACAGAGUUCAAAGCUAUAGGUGUAGAACCAUCACUGUCAUGUUAUUACUACGCUUUGGUGAUUUAUUACAAAAAAGCGGAAGCUAGUGCUCCUCCAAGUUCUCUCCUUCGAGAAAUAAUUGCAAAUCUCGAAAGAAGAAAAGAUUUAAAAAUGGAAAAUUCGAUGGACACAUUUUUCUUCAUGACUGCAAUGGAAGUAGCCGCAAAUAAUCUUGAGGAUCCAAUUUUUGCUGAUCGAAUUCAUAAACUUCUGCUCACCAACGAUAAUUACAAAUUAAUAGGAGAUGCAUUCAAAGAGAAUUUAUACUACCGCCACUAUUUCCAGGUUCAUGUGGAGAAUAAUGCUCUCGACGAGUUUAUGAAAUCAUAUUAUGACCUGAUAGUCCCUCACGUUUACACCCCAGAGCCAAAUAUCAUGAAUGCAAUUCUUCAAGCGGUGAGUGCCAAUGAUCCUGAGAUUGGCAUGCCGCUGCUUCCAAGAUUAUGGACACAUUUGGUGCAGUUUAAUUAUCUUGAGAGGAAAGAUUUGGUCUCCAAGGCUCUCCAUUUAAUGACAACACAUUGUAUACCACCGAAGAAUUCACCAGUACAUCAAAUGUACGCGGACGCUGCUUGGACUGUGUGGAACUUUGUUAUGGCCCAGAGGAACAAAAAAGUUCAACAGAUAAGUUGGACGGGACCAAUUCUUGGCGACGUGGCUAUUUUAUGCCUUCGUGCUGAUGAUUUCGAUAAAUGGACGCAGAUAAUUACUUUCAUGUUCACCCAGCAAAAUUCUAUCAUCGGCCCACCAUCUGCUGGUCAAAUUGAUGAACUCUUCAAUGCGUGCAUUCUCGGAGGACAUGCUCAAUCUGCUUUGGACUUGAUUCACUACUGUUCAGACAUUGGUUUUGAAAAUGUCCCUUCAAUGGCUUACAAACUUCAUGUGAAUCUCCCUCUCGUGGACCACCAAAUGAAUCGUUUGAAAAGCUUGGUAGAUCCGGAAGUGCUAAAAAUCCGCUCAGAAGACUCAAGAUAAUUCAUCUAAAAUGUUUGGUUCUAUCAGGAAAUAGAAGAGUAAGAAACAAUCGAAAUAAUAUCCAAUCGAUGUUGGAUUUUCAAUGCAUUAAUGUAAAUAAAUAAAUGUUGAAUUCUCACAUGGAUUGACUUUUGAGAUGAAAAUGGGUGUCUUUCUAGAUGAUUUCGUUUCUUUUGAGCUCAUUAUCUCAUAAUUUACUUCUUUGACCACCCAGAAAUUUGAAAAACUUUCAGUGAAUAUUUAAAAUUGAAGUUAUUGACACUUACCCCUACCACAGUGAGGGGAUAAAGCCACCAGAUUAGAAGAAUUAAAAUAGAAGUUCGAUGUUUUUUUGAACAAUUUUUACGUGCAUACAUGGUCGUCAUAGAGCCAGGGAGGUAUAGACGCUCUGGUUUUACAUACCCUCGUGGCCCUUUGGCUCUACGACGAGUGACGCAUUUAAUUACAGCGUAAUUGCGAGAUUACUAGAACUGGCCACGCACUCCAUAUACGGAUCAUUUGCGAAAGGUUCCGUUUAACACUGCAUUUAUUUCGAUAAUAAUUAAUUCCUACCUGAGAACCCUAACAAUGCUCCAUGACAAACAUGACUACCCCACGAAGUCAUGACAAGUGCACGGCAGUUGCCAUGUGGAUAUUUAAAUGGGAAAAGUUUAUCAUUUGGGUUUAGAAUGAAUAGGAAUAAAGUGAGAUUAGGCAUGAAGAGAUCCGUUAUAUAUUGAAGUAAUAAUUAUUUCAGCAACUUUUCUCAAAGGAGAACUCCAUUCUUGUCUUAAACUUUUCUUUACAGUUCAAACAAUUCCUUCGAAAAAGGAAAUAAUACAUGAUUACAUUGCUAGAUCAACGAAAGAAACACUUCGUAAAACGUUACACUGGGUUUUUGCUCCCGAAUGGAAGCUUUGUAAUUGCUCAAAUUUAAGCUUUCAAUUUUUUGCGUUACGGUAACUAAAUAUG